CUGGCCGGAAGAGAAGGAGGGGCGGGGCUCACGGCGUGCCCCACGCAUUUCCCGCCGCCGCGUCGCUACGGCAACAGCGUGAGCCGCAUAGUGCUGUCAUGGCGGGGACUAGCGUGGCGGAGCAGCGCUGGCUGCAGGCGGCUCGGGAAUUCGCCCGCCGUGCGUUCCCUGACGGCGAAGGGCCCAGCGGGACGGAGCCACCGCUGCUGGACGUGGUGCUGCGGCGGUUGCGCGACGUGGGUGGCGGGGACCUGCCACUCGGAUACAGUUUCAUCUCCAUCUCUGACCUACUACAUCAGCAGCGUAUGCCGUGCUGCAGCCACCUGACCUGGAGCACCAAUGAAUUUAAAGAUUGGGCUCAGCAAGGACAAGGUGCUUUACCCAUGCAGGAUGCUUUGCCAAGAGCUUACCUCAUCUUGGUUGCCUAUUUAACAGAUGGUAGGCAAGAGAACAAAGAAAAGUUGGUAGAUGGUUGCCUUUAUGUGAAAGACAAUACUGGGAUAAUUCCAUGUGAGCUCCUGCAUCUUGAACUGGAGUGGCUGGGGGCAUUGUUCCUCUUCCCAAGCUGGUCAUACAUACCACAGACAGACAAGAGCGCAGCAGGGUAUGUAGAAAUCCUGGUAGAUCCAGUGCCAGUAAAUCUCCUGAAGGAAGUGCCGGACACCAUUCCAGUCAGCUUUCCAGCAUCAGCCAAGCCACUGCUUACCUCUAGGAUUCCAUGUAAGAGAAGAUCAAAGCUCACUGUAGCAGGUGAACUGGCCAGGCGAGGGCCUCUCCUUUGUAUUCGCCACAAGUCAUUCUUCUUCCUGUUUCUGAAGUGCUUAAUCUCAGCUGUUUGGGUCCCUGUGUUGGUGCAGAAGCCCAACCAGCUGGCAUGGCAUCAUAGCCUCCAGUUGGGCCAAAGGUACACAAUAACAGGCCUGAGUAUAUCCAGCCUGAAGAAAUCUGGACAACGGAUAUUUGUCACUGGUGUUUCUUCCUGCCUUCUGCCUUACUGUGCAGAGCAGGUGGGAGAGCAGCCACUGGACAAUGCUUGUCAAGGAGAAUCCACUCAGUCAUCGUCUCUUGAGACUGCUGAGCAGCUCAGUGACUCCUUGGAGCUGGGAGUUGAAGAGAAGAGGACAGGAUCAACCAGAGACUCUAAGAUUAUCUCAUAUGUGGGAACUGUCACCAAAAUACUCAAUGUCCAAGCUGGUCUCUUUUUACUGGACGACAAAGUCUGCUUGUGCCUUGCUUACCAGCAGUUGUUGAGCUCUGCACGUGGGCUCCGACCAGGAGCAUGUGUGGAGCUCAUUGACGUCCACCUCCUACAGAAGCCUCUGGUAUCCUUCCCUUUUGUUGUACUUGGUGCUUGCCUGAGCAGCACUAUUGUGCUGAAGAGUUUUUCAAGGCUCAGCAUCCCAUAUCAGGCACGGGCCUCUUCGGGAAAUCUAUACUUACAGCUGCUGUUCCGCUACAAUCUUGAUAUGUCACUCUACCUCUGGCUGGUGAGCCUCCUGGAGGGAUUUGAGGAGAGGUUUUCUUGUUUCUUUGGGCGCCGUCGACUGUUGCAUAGCUCUAAGCACCAAAACCCUGGAGCUGCUGAGAAGUUCCUUGUCCCCCUUCUGCAAGCUGCAGUGCCAGACAGAGAGGAAGCCAGAGAUAUUUAUGAUGAAAUCUUGGCAAAAGCACACCAGUGUCCCCUGCAGAAGUAUUUGACCAUGACCCCACCGUGCCAGGUUCCAUCUCUGUCUGUAAUUUGUCGUGUGGCUGUACAGAAGAGCUGGGAAGCCUUCAGUCCAUCACAGUUGCUCUCCCCCUUGGAGGCCCAGCACAUGGGCACCCAGGAGCUGAAUCGCAGACUGGCCUGGUCCUACUGCACACUCUCAGCAGGAAGUUUCCAGCCCCGACUGAUAUUGCAGGGUGUGCUGAGAGUCUCCUCCAGGAGCAGUUCCCUCCAGCUGCAGGACAAGAGCAGCAUGCUUCCUUGUGUGAUAUCUCAUAAGGAUGGUAGCCCCUUUGCCCAUACAUCUCUCAUAGGAUCGCUCUUGCAGGUGGAAAGCUACCAGCUUGUAGUGGAGAGAUUCUUUCAGACUGAUUUUCCUUCCUGGGAGCACUUGGAAAAUCUGGAUCAUGUGAGGGAGAAAAAAUACAGUGUCUAUGUGCAGUUCUACUUUGAGGAUGUUCAGGUUCUCCAUGCUCCUGAAGGACAAAUCCAGAAAGGCCUUAGAAGUGGAAGCAGCUCUUCUUUGAGGAGGAAGCAUGGUAGCAGCUUAACAUCUGAGCUGGAAACCUCAGAGGCAAAAAUGCUGAAAUUGGAGGAUCCCAAGCCAGAUACUCACACAGCUGAGAACUGUCAGGGGUGCCAGAGCAGCACUGGAAGAACCAACUGUGUAUCUCGCCUAUUCUUGGUUACCCAGAAAGAGGGACUUAUGUUACGCAAUUACCAACUACCCAGAAAAGAAGAUGGAAAAGGACCAGAGCUGCAGUGCAGUUUCCAAGCCACAGUGCUGUGGCUAGGCAAACCUCGGCUCUGGAGCUGCCCCAGAGAAAUUGGAAACCUACCAGAGCUGGAUGAGAUGGACUGUGAUGGAGAAGAGGGCAUGACACAGGAAAAAGCACUACUCCUCUUUAUGGGGAAAUCUCUACGAUGGUUUCCAUUUCUGCAUCUGGAUGGACUGUAUUGCUUCAUUGUGCCUUGCUGCUCGGACUUGGAAGUGUUUCACAAGCUCUGUUGUCCACCCAUGCCAGAAAAGUCCCUGAGCAGGUCAUCCUGCCCCCUGUGCCUGCCUGUCCAAGAUACCUGGCACUUACAGCAUGAGAUGUGGAUCUCCUGUCUGCCUGAGUGCCAGCUGGCAGCCAGGUCGGUGCUGACUGGUGUGGAACAGAGAAUUUCCUCCAUUCCAGAAGUACUUAGCAACGGUUUCACAGGUUCCCUUGUUUCUUUCUCUGGUGAGAUAGUGGAGAGGACCUUGUGUGCCUCUCCCAAGAAUGAGAAACCAUCUGUGACUGCUGGCCUUCAAAAGCAGAAAGGGAUACUGCUAGCCAGUGAUCACAUCGUGAAGCUCAGCGUCUCAGUUGCUCCGGGCUCCCCUGCUGUGGUAGACAUUUAUAUUGCUCCCACCUAUCUGCAGCAUCUGUGGGGUUUGCUACCUGGAGCCAAGAUCCUUUUCCAGAACCUGGAACGCAAAGUUUCCAGGUUCCAUAAUGUUUAUUGCACUUACAUUGCUUCCAGCUGUGUGAGCAUCAUAGGUCUGCCAACUUCUUACCUACCUUUUUCUUCAAGUUCUGCAGGAGAAACCUCACCCCCCUCACUGGUGUUUCUAUCCAACUUGCAAUCUCAUCUGCAACACCUGUCCCAGGCACGGAUUUUGUGCCAUGUGUCCUAUGUACUGACGCUUUCCCUGCAGUGGGUUUGCUCGCUUUGCAGCAGCAUCUUCAAAGAGGGGAGGUGCACCCGACACAGCCCACCAUGUCCAUCACACUUAGGAGUGAGGCAAGCCAGUGCACGGGUGCUGGUGGAGGAUGGAACGGGUGAAGCUUUGGUGCUGUGCAGGAACCAGCAUGUGGCAGCCAUGCUGGGUCUGAGCCUUCUUGAUUGGGAAGCUCUGCAGAACUGUGUGCAGAGCAGGGGCAGUGUGUCCAUUCAGCACGAGGAAACUACUGGCAUGGGGUGUGUAGAGGAACCUGAGGAUUUCAUUGCUUGCUACAUAAGGAGCCUGUGCAGGAGUCCUCUCAUCUGUCGCCCCAUCCUGCUGGAUUUCAGCCUAGACAGGAAGCCCUCCAAGAUCCUGCAGCCUACUCCUCUGCAGCUGAGGAAUUUUCGUUGCGGUGAGGUGGAGUUUGUGUCACAAGUGGGACCUCGGCUGAGCCUGCUGUGCCUGAAUGUGGAGGAAGUGGAACAAGAUGCCUUAAACUAUCUGAACAGCGAGAGGAUUAGGAGGACAUCUAGUUAUUGCUGAGUGGAAGCCCCAGCUUAAUAUCUCUCCUGGUGGAAAAGGAAUUAUGGUAAUACCUGUUGGGAUUGGGACCUCUUUUUUUAUCUCCCUUCCAGUGGGAGCAUGGGGUGAAAGGUGCAAUCAGGAAGCUACUCUGACUUCUGGAAUUCCCGAGUGGUCGUUCUGGACCAUUGCCACCAGCGAUACUGGGCAAUGUUUUUGAAGGGAGAUACUCAAUACUUUGAGCCUAGCACCCACAAUGUGUAUAUUUUAUGUGGUAGUAUCUACCAAAUAAAGCUACUAAAAUACAAUUUAAAUGAUACCAUAUCUAUUUUAAUACUAAGGUUUACAUGCUGCAUGGGGACUGAGGCAGAAUACAGAUCCUUGGUAUAUGAGCCAGAGAUGGGCAUUUUGCAGAUCACUCGCUGUCUUCGUAUGAGACUAUAUAGUUGCCACACAGGACAUUCUUCUUUACCCACUUGACAUUAUCAAAAUGUUUUUAAAGCAUGUCCUUCCUCCAAAAAAGAGAAGUGAAUAAGUUACUGUUUGGGAACUAAAUCACGGUGCUACAUCACAGGCCUGUGCAGGCAUUAUUUUUAAGUUUAAACAGUGGCCUGAACAUUACGUGGGGCUGGUAACAAGAGGAAGACAGGGAGCUGUGGUGGAAAUCCACUACUUUCAGGCUUGCUCAUCUGUUUCUGAUUAGGAAGAGAAGUGGAACAUGCCAAUACCUAUGGUGGCAUGGCAGACUAACCAAUACACCAUGUGGGAGGUCACCGUUUGUAGACAUUCCUCUCCCAUCUGCUUGCUGUCAUGAUCUGCACUUGCUCUUAGCAAAAUAACAUCCAGAUGCUUGUGCUGUGGGCUAGUAAAUGCCACACACCAUUACUUCCCUGCCUUAUUCCUCAUGUAAUGCUGAAAGCAUGUUUGAACAGCUACUCUGUUAUGGGUUUUGUUUGUUCAGCAUUUCCUCCCACUCUUCCCCCUUAGUCUGAGCUUUAUGUUAAACGUCAGGCAAUGGGUUUAUUGAGCAUCUGUAAAGUAUCUUCCCUUUCAAGGCCUACUGGCCCCUUCUGUGACUAAAUCAUGAGUGGCACAAGACCUGACAGAUGCCACCAGUCAACAAAGUUCUGAGACCCCAUUCUGAAAGUGUUUGACAAAAAGUGCGAAGAUGUGCACUUUUUCUCUGAUAGGCUUCUUCCUGUAGAUGCUUUCUGCAAACUAAUAAAGAUUUCACUAAAGCUUACCUCUGCCCUUCCCAAAGAAAAGAAAAUAAAAACCCCAAAUAAACUAUCUCAGCCUGAGGAAGAUACUGACCGUAAGUGACAUGAGAUGAAGAGAUCAAAAUCUGAUUAAAAAAUGCAACUGAAAGUAGUCUUGUAAUAUGAAUACCAGAGUAACAGAUGGUACUACAGUAAUAGGAAGUGCCAGAUCAGAGACUUCCUUAAAAACAUAAAAGGCAAAUUUGUUUGUCUGUUAUAUCUCUAUAUCUGUUUAAUAUCUGUUUACUUCUGAAUUUGAGCUUUGAAGUAAUAUCUUGUUAGUCUUUCUCUUUUCCUCAUUAUGUAUGUUAACCUUCUGUCUGCUGCCACACUUAUUACUCACUUCUUUGUCUUUUAUUUCACUCUGUAAAUGCAAUCAUUAGCCCUCAUACAGGACUGUAGACACACUGUUUGCCUUUGCCACAUUGAAGGUGUAACGCUUUAUUUUAAGCCUGUUGGUUAUUUUCUAAUCAAUCAGUGUUUUGCCAUUCACAGUAUCUUUUUCAGAAGGGAGAGUUUGAUAA
Messenger RNA from Cuculus canorus (common cuckoo), 5703 nucleotides. RefSeq names its product CST telomere replication complex component 1 (gene CTC1). NCBI's taxonomy places the organism in Eukaryota, Metazoa, Chordata, Aves, Cuculiformes, Cuculidae. The record is from RefSeq and is a predicted model, not a curated record. The coding region runs from base 99 to 3941 and encodes 1280 amino acids. Gene Ontology annotation, molecular function: single-stranded DNA binding; telomeric repeat DNA binding. Gene Ontology annotation, cellular component: CST complex. The transcript is spliced from 24 exons. Gene Ontology annotation, biological process: telomere maintenance via telomere lengthening; positive regulation of DNA replication.